AUGCUAGUUAGGAUAGUAGUGGGGGAAGAGAGUAUAUCCAUCGUCAGUGCGUACGGGCCCCAAGUCGGGCUUGAUGAGCAGGUGAAGUGCGAGUUUUGGGAGAACCUAGGAGACCUCAUGAGAACUAUCCCGGUUGAUGAGAAAGUUUCUAUAGGAGGAGAUUUUAACGGACACAUAGGCAGAGAUGCAAGCAUCUUUAACUCGGUGGUGUUGGGUACUGAGAUGCCCACCCAACACAGGCUUUUAGUACUGGUUUUUUGGAUGAGGAAGAAUAUCGCUGAAAAGAAGGUCAAGUCCAAGGGAAAGAUCAUGUGGGGGAGACUCAAAGGGGAUAUGGUCACAACCCUAUCAAGCAAGAUAAGUUUAUUGGGCUUCCCAAGCCAGUCAGAGGAUGCGAACUGA
Amaranthus tricolor (Joseph's coat) is the source of this 402-nucleotide messenger RNA. RefSeq lists its product as uncharacterized. The transcript has 2 exons. The coding region runs from base 1 to 402 and encodes 133 amino acids. The record is from RefSeq and is a predicted model, not a curated record. Lineage: Eukaryota; Viridiplantae; Streptophyta; Magnoliopsida; Caryophyllales; Amaranthaceae.